AUACUUGGGACUUUAACUCCAUAUACCUCUCUCACUCUUGAAAAAUUCUUCCUUCUCCCCAUAAUAUAAUAUAUUUUCUUUUUGAUUUUUCUUUAAAUGAGAAAUGUGGUCAAAGACAAUAUAACCCUUCAUAAAAUAGCUUAAUUACAAAGAUCCAACCUUAAAGAUCCGAUCGACCCAAAUUCCAUCCGGUUCAACCCGUAUCGUUACGUAAACGACAGUGUUUCGUCCCAAUAUCUCUCACAUCCAACUCUCGAAUCAAACGAACCAGCUCAAGAAGAGCUUCCAUGUCCGCUUCCAUGAUAACGGCUCGAUGCGACGUAGCUACAAAAUCAGCUGAUUCGGUGAACGCAGAGUCCGAUGAUCUUUUGGAAGAGGAGAUCGAAGUGAAGGCAAAGACCGGACGGGAGGGUGUACCAUAGCCACGAUGGACUCGCACCGCACUCACACGAACCCAUCUACUCUCCUGGUUACUUCAGCUGCCGAGCUCCUUCCCUCAACGACCGUAACUUCUCUGAGAGAGCUUUUACCGUCGGUAUCGGCGUUACUGUCGGCACAGGAAACUUUGAGUUUGGUGUCGGGUUGCAAAUGGGCAGUGGGAACUGGGGAAGAUACAGUCUACUUUUUCUGUCUUUUGACUAGUGUGGUUUUGUUGCUAUCAAAGGCUGUGAAAGUGUUUACUGAAGAGCUUGUUCCAGCAAACCCAGAUAUUUUGGAAGGUGUUGCAGAGCUUAUACAGCUUAGCUAUUUAAAUUAACCGUCUGUUAUUUAUAACCUUCGUGUCAGAUACUUGGAAGACUGAUGAAGGACCUCAGGGAGAAGGACCUCAGCCAUUGGGAAAUGUUGUGACCACAGACCUGCUGAGGUUGAUCAAGAUAAAAAAGACCUGCUGAGAAUCUCGUCUUGUAGAAAGGUAGAUCCUUGUACUGGACCAGAGAAGUUGAUACGGUCUUGUCCGGCUCUUGAGAGUUUGCAACUCAAAAAGUGUUGUUUGAAUGAUAAAGAAGGGAUGGGAGCUUCUUGGGGCAUUAUAUUUUAUCUUCGAUGGAUCCUUGUCCUGGACCAGAGAAGCGUUGGAAGCUUCUUGAUGUUUUAUAUCAAUUAGGUACACUAUGAUGUUUUGUAUAAAAUGAUAUUAUUGAGAAAAAAUAUUAUUGAUUUUAUUUUUGUUGUGA
This is a messenger RNA of Brassica rapa (field mustard), 1175 nucleotides long. RefSeq names its product myosin-2. The record is from RefSeq and is a predicted model, not a curated record. NCBI's taxonomy places the organism in Eukaryota, Viridiplantae, Streptophyta, Magnoliopsida, Brassicales, Brassicaceae.